GACGUUUUACUUUUGUAACCGGCCGCACAUCGUGAGCUCCGACAUCCAAGUCUGUUUGGUUUGAAGGAACUAUGAAAAAUUAACUCGAAGCUGGUUAAUAAAAUUGAGUCGUUCUAUUUUCUAACUGGAUAAAAUGGCUGUAAAAAUAAUGAACAAAACAGUCACCGAUUUAUCGCUGAGGGUUGCCCGAUGUUUCUUUGUUCCUACCAAGACAAUUCAUUGCAAUGCAUCACUUUUUCAAGAAAACCUGGAUACUUCAUUGAUAAACCCUACCAGGCCUCCUUUGCCCAUCAUAUCUUCAAGAAAAUUGGCCUUCCCUCCCAAAUUUAAGAUCCCACGUCAAGUAUGGGUCUCAAAUAUGGAUACAGUUGAAGAGGAAAAGCUAGGUUUAAUUGACCUGCAUCCUGAAGUGUUUGCUGAACGUCCCAGACUUGACAUCAUCCAUGAGAAUGUCAGGUGGCAACAACUAUAUCGUCAUGUGUCAUACGCCCAUACCAAAAUGUCUUAUGAAGUUAGAGGAGGUGGUAGAAAGCCUAGACCACAAAAAGGCAGUGGCAGAUCUCGUCACGGAUCCAUCCGUUCUCCAAUCUGGGUAGGUGGUGGGGUUGUUCACGGCCCCCGCUCCCCCAAACCCUACUUUUACAUGCUGGGUUUUAACGCUCGGCUCAAUGGUCUUCGAUCUACCCUCUCAGCCAAGCUCGCUCAAGACGAUUUACAUAUCGUAGAAUCAUUAGAUAUACCAACAGAUGACCCAAAAUAUUUGGAAGCGCUCGUUGAAGAACGUGGAUGGGGACCUUCCGUUUUGUUUGUGGAUGAUCAUGACAUCAUGCCAUUGAACAUAACUGCCGCAUCGGAUGCGUAUGGCCAUUACAACCUGAUGCCCGUUUAUGGUCUAAACGUCUUUAGCAUGCUGAAGCACACCACUUUAGUUAUGACACUUUCAGCCGUGGAACGGCUCGAAGAGCGAAUCUUGUUCCACCUGAAUCGUAACGAUGCAGCAGAGGCGACAGCGAAAUAUAAACUGAGUUCCGUCUAGUUCGCUUUCUAGUGUGUAGUCUUUGUUGGAAAGUAACUAUUAUUUUUUUUUCUUAAUCGUUUUCUAUCUCUAAUAAAGCGAUUUGAAAACUU
Molecule: messenger RNA, 1128 nt
Organism: Daphnia pulicaria
Lineage: Eukaryota; Metazoa; Arthropoda; Branchiopoda; Diplostraca; Daphniidae
Gene: mRpL4
Product: 39S ribosomal protein L4, mitochondrial-like
Exons: 8
Coding region: 134-1036 (300 amino acids)
Biological process (GO): translation
Cellular component (GO): ribosome
Molecular function (GO): structural constituent of ribosome
Source: RefSeq, a predicted model, not a curated record